Messenger RNA from Physella acuta, 4867 nucleotides. Its product is annotated as acetyl-coenzyme A synthetase, cytoplasmic. The record is from RefSeq and is a predicted model, not a curated record. Gene Ontology annotation, molecular function: acetyl-CoA synthetase activity. Lineage: Eukaryota; Metazoa; Mollusca; Gastropoda; Physidae. Gene Ontology annotation, biological process: acetyl-CoA biosynthetic process.
UUUAGCGAUAGUGUAAAGUGUGUAGGCCUAGGCGUGUGUAGUAUAAAACAGGAAUGCGAGUCGACGGUACUGUUCUUCACUUGCUCGUACAGUUCUACUGAUGUGCGGAAAAUAAAAUCAGGAUAAAAAUUAAGUUGUGUAUCGGGUGAUACUCUUUGAUGCCAGAAAAUGAAUAACACUAACAACACUGACUCUAAUUCCGAGUCUCAUCAUCAUAUUCACCACAACGAUCCAAAUAUGAAAGUUGAUCCACCACAAAACUUGAUAGAAAAUGCUCAUGUUAAAAAUUUUGCUCAGUAUCAACAAAUGUACCAGCAGUCUAUUCAAGACCCCGAGGCUUUCUGGGGUGAAAUAGCCGAGCAGUUUCACUGGGAAUCUCAACCCACCGGACAGUUCCUAAAUUAUAAUUUUGAUGUAAGGAAGGGGCCAAUCUUCAUCAAAUGGAUGGAAGGUGCAAAGACAAAUAUUGCAUACAACAUGCUUGACCGAAAUAUUAAACAGGGACUAGGAGACAAAGUUGCAUUUUACUGGGAAGGUAAUGAUCCAGGGGACCAUGGCCAGAUAACUUACAGUGAGCUCUUGCUACAAGUCUGUAAAUGCUCAAAUGUGUUGAAAAGCUUAGGUGUCCGGAAAGGGGAUAGGGUAGCAAUUUAUAUGCCAAUGAUUGUUGAAUUAGUUGUAUGUAUGCUUGCCUGUGCUCGCAUUGGUGCAGUACAUUCAAUUGUGUUUGCAGGAUUUUCAGCAGAAUCCCUUAGUGAGCGUAUUGUGGAUGCAAAUUGUUGUGCUAUUGCAACUGCUGAUGGAGUGUGGCGGGGGUCUAAAUUGUUGAAUCUGAAGUCAAUCGUUGAUAAAGCUCUGGACAUUUGCAGAGAAAAGGGUAAGCCUGUGGACACAUGUAUAGUGGUACGUCACCUCAGUCAACCCAAUGACAUUGGGUUCAACGCCAACAACACAGGGGCAACUACUGAUGAUUGCCCUGUUGGGAAAAGACCCUGUUCAAAAUUAAAGAUUCAUUGGUCAGAUCGUGAUCUGUGGUGGCAUGAUCUGAUGAGGACAGCUCAUACAUACUGUGAUCCAGAAUGGAUGGAUGCAGAAGAUCCUCUUUUUAUGCUCUACACCAGUGGAUCUACAGGCAAACCCAAGGGUGUGUUGCACACAGUAGCAGGGUACAUGCUGUACUCUGCUGCUACCUGCAAGUAUGUGUUUGAUUUACAGCCUGAUGACAUCUAUUGGUGUACGGCUGAUGUUGGCUGGAUCACUGGACAUACUUACGUCUGUUAUGGUCCAUUGGGAAAUGGAGUUACGGGUAUCAUUUUUGAGGGAACUCCAUUUUACCCUGAUGCUGGGAGAUUCUGGGCUGUGAUUGAGAAAUACAAAGUAACCAAGUUUUAUACUGCUCCUACUGCUAUCCGGUCCCUAAUGAAGUAUGGGGACAGCUGUGUCACAAAACAUGACAGAUCUUCUCUGAAAAUUCUUGGAACAGUCGGGGAACCCAUUAAUCCAGAGGCUUGGUUGUGGUAUUAUAAAGUAGUCGGCAACAGUCAGUGUGCAAUAGUUGACACAUUUUGGCAAACUGAAACAGGAGGUCAUGUGAUAACACCGUUACCUGCGGCAACAAAAACAAAACCUGGAUCAGCAACAUUCCCAUUUUUUGGUAUUGUACCUGCUCUCCUAACUGAUGAAGGUAAAGAAAUUGUGGGACCUGGUGAAGGUUACCUUGUUUUUAAGCAGCCAUGGCCAGGAAUUAUGCGAACUGUAUUUGGAAAUCAUGAAAGAUUUGAGAUUACCUACUUCAAAAAAUUCCCUGGUUAUUACACUACGGGUGAUGGUGCGAAGAGGGAUGAAGAUGGCUACCUGUGGAUAACAGGACGCAUUGAUGAUAUGGUGAAUGUGUCUGGCCAUUUGCUCAGUACUGCUGAAGUGGAGUCCGCACUUAUUGAACAUGAAGCUGUAUCUGAGGCAGCUUCUGUAUCCCAUCCUCACCACAUCAAAGGAGAAUGUAUUUACUGCUUUGUUACUCUUAAAGAGGGUGAAGUUUUUAAUGAUGAUCUUGUUAAAGAGUUAACAGCUGCUGUGAGAUCGAAAAUAGGGCCAUUUGCUCAACCGGACUAUAUUCAGCAUGCACCAGCACUACCCAAAACCAGAUCUGGAAAAAUCAUGCGCCGCAUUUUACGCAAGAUUGCUGUCAAUGAUAGAGAUAUUGGUGACACAUCUACUUUGGCUGAUGAAUCUGUUAUUGAAACUCUGUUCAACUUAAGACCUAAGGAUGCUUAAAGAUUAGCAUGGUGGAUAUUUUACAGGUCUUAGUUUUACCUGUGGGUUGUAAUUGAAGGUUGGUUAUUUAUUUUAAAAGUUAGACUAACCAUAGUAUGAAUGUUUAUAAAAAUAUAUAUUUUAUCAUAUGGUGUGUAGGAAGUUUUACAACUUUAUUGGUUUAAAUUUGCUCUGUAAUUGUUGAUUGUGAUUAGAGAUAGCAAGUCAAGUUCCUCUUUACAAUCCAUAGUCAGAUUAAAUAAUCCAUACAUUGUUUUUAAAAAUUUUGCUCUGAUGUCCAUUGACAUAGGGCAGGAAGCAUUCCCUUUGUCACAAGAUUUGAGAUAAUGCUGAAUUUUAAAAACAUUUUAUGCUUUUUGUUUAAAAAAAAAUUGUUGAAAGAUCAUUAACCAUUUCAUUUAUAAUGCAAAAUGUUUUGAAUGUUAUAUUCUAUCAAUGUUGAAUUUUUGUUUGCUAGUUGACUAAAUAUCAAUUAUUCAUCUAAUAUAUCAACUCACAUACCAGGAUCAAACAUUAAACCGACAAAUUUUUACCAUAUUGUAUUAUUAUUCUAUUCAUGUAACCAUUGAUACAAUAGCUACUUCUAUUUUUAUUACAUAAAUGUUAUGUUAGAAUUAAUGCAUUUUAUUGUUGUAAAACUUGCAGUUAGCCAAAAAAAAAUGUUCUGUGUUUUAGAUACCAUAGUUGGCUGUUCAUUAUUCUAAGGCAUUAGGAAAGUAAUUUUUACACGUAGUAAAAGAAUUAAGAAUUUGUCAUUAUUUUUUAAUGAAGUAUGAACGUUUUUUGACUUUGGGAAAGGUGUUUCUCAUCUAAAGCUUGUCUACUGAUGUAACAAUUUUUAAAAAACCUGCACAUUUUGCACUAGCAUGUUCAAAAUUAAUUUUGCUCUACUUUGUACAUAUGGGACAUACAUAUUUUAUACCUUAUUUACAAUGAAAUAUUGAACACAGAUUUUUUUUAAAAGUUAAUUUUACAUGAAUAGGAAGGUUUAAGAAGACUAAUAUUAAUAAUACUAACAUGCAACACAGCUUUCUUGCAUUUUUAAAAUGUGAACAAAGUGAAAUGUUAACUACAUGAUCAUCGUAAUUAAUAAACCAAGAUUUUAAACAUGCAAAUCUUGCCAGUUGACAUGCAUUCUCUUAGUCUCACAUGCCUUUAGUAUUUGUUGGUUAAUGACAUGAAUGACCAAUUUGAAGUAUCAUUCCAUCAUAUCAGCAGUGUUGGACCAUGUGUUACCACGACUGCAUUAGAUAUCUUUAGUAGAAUUUCAUCUGGUGCUUUUCAACAGGGGUGCUGCUUUCUUAACCAGCCUUAUCCACUUACAGAUAUCAUGAUCAGUGUGUUCAAAUGUUCUGCAACAUUCACUUCUUGGGUCACAAUGUCUAAACUUACUAAGGCUAGACUAUAGCUGUACAAAAAUGUGUGCAGGUUAAGUAUUAAACAUUUUAUGCAAAUCAUUCAAGUAUUUGAAAGUAUUGUCUUACUGUAAAUUUGUAUCUGGGUUUACAGAAUCUUGUUUAGAUAUUUACAUGAUUUCACUUGAAUCUCAUGAAAAUGCAAACAAAAUCUUUUCAAUCAAGCAUUUUAAAAAUUUAAAGUAUUUUUAUGAUGAUACCACACACAAUUAUUAAUAGAAAAAUAAUUAUUUGUGCAAGCAAUACUUAAGGCAAACAUACUAUGUAUCUUGUAUUUCAGCUUCAAUGUCUGCAUUAUUUUUUUAACAUAGAAUUGUAGACUAUAUAUAUGAAUAACAUACUAAAUAAUUCACGAAUUUUACAAGUGAGAUUUUACCUAUGCUAUUGAGAAGUAUAUUCUUAAAAUACGAAAAUAUUUAUUACUUUUGAAAUCUUGAAGUUGUGGAUUUGUUCUUAAGAUUGAUGCAAUUAUUUUUAACUUGCCCAUUAAUAGUGCCUUUGUUUAUAGAUUCUACUGUUGAGGGUUUUGUCAGCCUGAUUAGCUAUUGCAAUUAUUUUGAAGACCUGUCUCCUACAACCUCAUCUACUUCUGUUGCUCCCCCCCCCCCCCUCCAAGGUUGUUUUGUACAUUUAGAAAUAAUUAUAGCAAUCUGUUCCGGUUUUAGAACAAAGAAAUCUGUUAUGUGAACAAAGUGAAACCCAAAACCACACUUCAACUAUUUGUAUGUUUUUGGAUGGUAAAUCCGACAGAAAACAACAACUGAAGGUUAUUUUUUUUUGCAUGUGGUAAAAUAUAGCAAGCAAUAUGAAAACUUUUUUGGUGUAUUAAAAUUAAAUACAGCAUCAGGGUUAAUAAAGGGACAGCAUUUAGAAGCAAAAUGAUCUUUUUCUAUCAUUAUUAUAUAUAUUCCAGCAUAUUUUUUUAAUCAGCAGUACAUUAAAUGGAAAAAUAUUUUGCAUAAAAAUUUCACAAUACUCUGAAAUACUUAUCCUUUUACCAACUGUGCAAUGAGUUUUUAAAUGGUUUAUUAACUGUUUCUUUGUUAAUGUAGUCUACCAUGUGAAGGCUAGAGAUGAAACAUUAUUAGCUGUUUGUACACUUUAAAAAAUGUUACAUUUUAGCUGUGUAUCCAAUGUUACCUGCAUGAAAAAUUAAAAGUAAGAAUAGCAUUUUUAGC